This is a messenger RNA of Dalotia coriaria, 1819 nucleotides long. Its product is annotated as cytochrome P450 9e2-like. The record is from RefSeq and is a predicted model, not a curated record. Gene Ontology annotation, molecular function: monooxygenase activity; heme binding; oxidoreductase activity, acting on paired donors, with incorporation or reduction of molecular oxygen. Bases 67 to 1653 code for a protein of 528 amino acids. Lineage: Eukaryota; Metazoa; Arthropoda; Insecta; Coleoptera; Staphylinidae. The transcript is spliced from 2 exons.
AGUAUUAUUAUACUCAUUGAAUCAGUGUCGUUUUUUGCCUUGAACGGAGUAGAGUUAUCAUUAAAAAUGUUGUUAAUUUUAAUAAUCAUUGCGGCUGCUAUCGGCUUAUAUAGUUAUGUAAGUUGUUUUAAAUUUUGGAGGAAUAAAGGCGUAAAACAAGCUCCAACAUGGACAUCUAUCAAGGAAAACUUUCAAACAACUAUAAAACGUUUGAGUUUCAUGGAUUUACAUUUAAGAAAUUAUAGGAGGGAUUCUAAAUUAAGUCGAUACAUUGGACUUUAUCAAUUCGGACGACCCACGUUAAUGAUUAGAGACCCAGAAUUGCUCAAACAAAUUGCAGUCAAGGACAGAGAAAAGUUUUUAAAUCGUGAAACAUUAGUACGUCCUGGAAAUGAUCCUUUCUGGGAUUUUAAUCUUUUUGCUUUAUCUGGUGAAAAAUGGCGUAUUAUGCGAUCUACACUCAGUCCGGCUUUUACAAGCAACAAAAUGAAAGCAAUGUUUGUGCUUAUGGACGAAACCGCACGAGAUUUUACUAACUAUUUUGCUAAAGAUGCAGCUAAACAAGGAACAUAUCAAAUGAAAGAUACUUAUAGACGAUUUGCAACAGAUGUCAUUGCCAACUGUGCUUUUGGUCACAAGUGUAACUCGUUGUUUGAAAAAGAUAAUCCCUUCUACAUGCAAGGAAUUGCCAUAUCCAAUUUUAGCAGUUUAUGGAGAAGUAUUAAAGUUGCCCUUACACUAUCUCAUAAAAAGAUAGCCAAAUUUUUGAAUAUAAAAACGUUUGAUCCGAAAGCUAGUGAAUUUUUCUUAAACAUCAUAAGAGGGCAGUUAAAAAUCAGACAAGAAAAAAAUAUUGUCCGUCCGGAUAUGUUACAUCUUUUGAUGGAGGCAAGAAAUGGUCAAUUGAAACAUGAAGAAACCGAACAAACUGCUGGUUUUGCUAUGGUACAAGAAUCUGAGUUUGGAAAAGGAAAACAAGUAAAAAUGGGUUUUACAGAUGUUGAAAUUACUGCACAAGCUAUGUUCUUCUUUGUUGGAGGUUUUGAUACUAUUUCUGGUUCACUAGCAUUCAUUUCCUAUGAAUUGGCGUUACAUCAAGAAAUUCAGCAAAGAUUAAGAGAAGAAAUCGAUGACACGUUAAGAGAAUGCAAUGGACAACUAACUUAUGAUGCUCUUAUGGGCAUGAAGUAUAUGGACAUGGUCAUUACGGAGGCAUUGAGAAAAUGGCCACCUGCACUCUUUACAGAUCGUUUACCAAGUGGUAAAUACGUAAUCAACAAAUCACCUGAUCAUCCUGAUGAGCUAGAUGAACUUGUGAUUGAUGAACAUGCUUCGGUUUUAAUUCCAAUUUAUCCAAUUCAAAAUGAUCCAGAACACUAUCCCCAUCCAGAAAAGUUUGAUCCAGAACGUUUCAAUGAUGAUAACAAGAAGAAUAUUAAACCAUAUACUUAUUUGCCAUUUGGACUUGGUCCAAGGAACUGUAUUGGGUCUAGGUUUGCACUUAUGGAACUUAAGGUUUUGUUUUUCCAUCUUUUGCAUCAGUUUGUACUUGUUCCGAAUGUUAAAACACAGAUUCCGGUACAGAUUAGCAAGGGUUUGUUCAAUUUAGAUUCUACAGAUGGCAUUUGGUUAAAAAUUCAAAAACGAGAAUAACAAAUACGUUAAAUAUAAUCAAAAUUGCAGUUUCUAUUAAUCUAAAAUAAAUAUUACUUUUGAAUUUAAAAAUGAGAUAAAAAUGCAAAAUUUAAUCUUAAAUGUAAAAUGGUUAACUGUAGAUAAUGACGUAAAUAAACUUACUUGUAUCAACAACUCAUAACAA